Messenger RNA from Octopus sinensis (East Asian common octopus), 360 nucleotides. Its product is annotated as P-granule-associated novel protein 1-like. Gene Ontology annotation, molecular function: protein binding. The record is from RefSeq and is a predicted model, not a curated record. Gene Ontology annotation, cellular component: extracellular matrix. NCBI's taxonomy places the organism in Eukaryota, Metazoa, Mollusca, Cephalopoda, Octopoda, Octopodidae. The annotation marks the transcript as partial. The transcript is spliced from 5 exons.
AUAUCUUGGUUACAACAACAUAGCAACCAUCAAAGAAGGAGCAUUCACGGGGCUUUCAAAUUUAAAAGAAUUAGCUCUUUCGGGCAACAGCAUUUCAAGCAUCAAUGAAGGUGCAUUUACGGGGCUUUCGAAUUUAAAAGAAUUAUAUGUGUACGAGCACAACAUUGCAACCAUCACAGAAGGUACAUUCACGGGGCUUUCAAAUUUAAAGGGAUUAUAUCUUGGUUACAACAACAUAGCAACCAUCAAAGAAGGAGCAUUCAUGGGGCUUUCAAAUUUAAAAGAAUUACGUCUUGACAACAACAACAUUGCAACCAUCAAUGAAGGUACAUUCACGGGGCUUUCAAAUUUAAAACAAUU